AUGUUUCAUUUGUACGAUGAUCAGGGGUAUGGACAAUGCAGGCACUUUUUGAAAUCAUGGCGGUCACCUGACAGCCCUCAGGGCAAACUUCUCCAUAUCAGUGUUGCUUGGCUCCAAUUCUGCGCAGGCGUUGAUUGGUCCAUAUUGGGAAACCCACAAAUCCCACUGACCCAUCACUUGGAAUCCAAAUGGCUCAAAUCCUUGCACGAAUAUCUCUGCUCAAUAGAUGCCAACUUGGAGAUUCACAACCCAUAUACCCCACAACCACAACGGGUCAAUGACAAGGCCAUCAUGUCAGUUGUAGUUCAGGCACGCAAGACCAAUGGCCCCAAUGCUGGAAAAGCUCUCUUCGGCCCAAAAGACAUCAAGCACAUCAACUGCUGUCGGAUGUACUUGAAUGUGGUGUUCCUGUCGGAUGUUUGCAAUGCUGCAGGGGAUACCAUUGAUCCAGCCAUGUACAGUGGAGAUUUCGACAACACAAUGAGCAAAUGCAACCAUCACAGGGUGAAUCAAGCAAAACCAGGAGCCACAGCAUGGGCAGCUUGGCAAAGAGCCCUCAAUCUCUUCUGCACAACAGCUCGCCUUCGCAAAAGACUGAAGCCCCCACACCAACUCACCGAUUGGCUCCACCCCAUCAACAAUCUCAAAUGCCAAUGUCCUGUCGUAUAUGAUCCCGGCAUAGACAAUAAUAUCACUGACUUUGUCUACUGUCAAGCACCCCAGGGCUGGACCAAACAUGCAUGUCUGUACACUGACUAUGACAAUAUACUUCCCUGGAGACUGUCCAUUCCCUACCACCAACGGCUGCCCCAUGUGAUUUUGUUAUCAGACCCCUAG
Messenger RNA from Seminavis robusta, 837 nucleotides. Lineage: Eukaryota; Bacillariophyta; Bacillariophyceae; Naviculales; Naviculaceae. The record is from the annotation of a GenBank genome assembly.